This is a messenger RNA of Physeter macrocephalus (sperm whale), 3103 nucleotides long. It is a transcript of the gene DMP1, whose product is annotated as dentin matrix acidic phosphoprotein 1. Gene Ontology annotation, molecular function: extracellular matrix binding. The coding region runs from base 596 to 2080 and encodes 494 amino acids. Lineage: Eukaryota; Metazoa; Chordata; Mammalia; Artiodactyla; Physeteridae. The record is from RefSeq and is a predicted model, not a curated record. The transcript has 4 exons. Gene Ontology annotation, biological process: ossification; extracellular matrix organization. Gene Ontology annotation, cellular component: extracellular matrix.
CAGAGCUCCUCACUGAGAAGUUUUCAAUUUAUCUCUUAGGAGUGAGGUUUUUUAAAAACAGCUUUAUUGAGAUAUAAUUCACAAAUCGUAUACCUCACCCAUUUGAAGUAUACCGUUCAAUGGUUUUUCAUAUAUUCACAAGAGUUAUUCCACCUUCACCCAAGUCAGCUUUAGAACAUUUUCAUUAUGUUCAAAAUUCACCCCUUCGUUGUCACCCCAACAGCUCAUCUCCUCCAGCCCGAGGCAAACACUUACUUUCUGUCUCUAUAGAUUUGCCUAUUGUGGAUUUUUCAUAUGAAUGGAAUCAUACAAUAUGUGGUCUUCUGUGUCUGGCUUCUUUCAUUCAAUAUAAUGUAUGCAAGGUUCCUCUACUUUGUAGCAUGUAUCAGCACUCCGUUCCUUUUUAUGGCUGAAUAAUACUCCACUGUAUGGAUAUAGUGCAUUUUGUUUAUCCAUUCUUCAGUUGAUGGACGUUUGGAUGAGUUUAUUUUUUUUAAUAGAAAGAAGGUGUUAAAAAGUUGAAGCUUCUAUAUUUCUUGAGGGUGGAGAAAAGCAUCUCUGUCUUUCAUCACAGGUAGAGGUGACAUACCCAGCAAUGAAGACCAGCAUCCUGCUUAUGUUCUUGUGGGGACUGUCCUGUGCUCUCCCAGUAGCCAGGUAUCAAAAUACUGAAUCUAAGAGUUCUGAAGAAUGGAAGGAGAGAAGUGAGUCAUCAGAAGAAAGUAAAGUUAGCUCAGGGGAACAGGUAAAUGAAGACCCCAGUGACAGCACUGAAUCAGAGGAGGGCCUGCGCCUUGAUGAUCAGCAAUACAUUCACAGCCCAGCUGGUGGCCUUUCUAGGAGUGGAGGAGAAGGAGAUGAUAAAGAUGAUGGUGAAGACGAGAGCGGAGAUGACACCUUGGCUGACGGUGACAAUGGCCCAGGACCUGAAGAGAGGCGAGGAGGGAGCUCCAGACUCGGAAGUGACGAGGACUCCACUGACACCACGCAAUCCGCGGAGGGUAGUGUCCCACAGGGGGAAGACAGUGCCCGAGAUGCCACCAGCGAGAGCAGGGACUUUGCCAAUGGGGACGAGGGGCACAGCAGGCCUGAGGGAGGUGACUCCACUCCAGGCAGCGAGAGUGAGGAGCAGUGGGUGGAAGGCGACAGCGGGGGAGUUAGUAGCCACGGGGACGGCUCUGAGUUUGACGAUGAAGGAAUGCAGAGCGAUGACCCGGACGCCUUCAGGAGUGAGAGAAGCAAUUCCAGAAUAAGCAGUGCCAGCAUCAGGUCAAAAGAUUCGAAAGGGAGCAGCAAGGAGCAAGCAGGCCCUCAGGAUUCUGGUGAAAGCCCAUCAGCGGGGUAUCCCAGUAGGAAAGUUUUCAGAACGUCUCGCAUCUUUCAGGAAGAUGGCAGAGGUGAGCUUGAUGAUAGCAACACAAUGGAAGAAAGCAAGAGUGACUCUACAGAAUACCCCGACUCCAAAGAAGCUGGCCUCGGCCAGUCCAGGGAACGCAGCAAGAGUGAAUCUCAACAAGAGAGCGAGGAGAGUCAGUCCCCAGAAGACAGUCAGAAUGUCCAAGACCCCAGCAGCGAGUCCAGUGAAGAGCUUGACCUGCCUUCUCGAGAAAACAGUAGUAAGUCUCAGGAAGAGGUGGUGCACGGGUCCAGGGGUGACAACCCCAAUAACGUUACCGGUCACUCAGAAGAUCAGGAAGCUAGUGACUCCAGUGAAGAGGACAGCUUGGAUAAAUCCUCCAGUUCAGAGAGCAAAUCCAGUGAGAGCCUCAGAUCCUCGGAGGAAAGCCCGGAGUCCACCGAGGAGGAGAACAGUUCCAGCCAGGAGGGCCCCUGGUCUCCCAGCGCCUCGACAGAGAGCCAGGAAAGCCAGGACAGCCCGUCCGAAGAAGAACAGGGCAGCGAUUCUCAGGACAGCAGCAAAUCCAACGAAGAGAGCAACUCAACGGAGAGCACGUCAAGCAGCGAGGAAGGUAUCCAGUCCAAAAACGCUGAGAUGGAAAGCAGGAGAUUAACGGUCGACGCUUAUCACAACAAACCCAUCGAGGAUCAGGACGACAAUGACUGCCAAGACGCCUAUUAGCACAGGCGUUCCUGAGGGCCCCUCGCGUACAGGUGUCUUGGGGAUUGGCGUCGAGGGAAGUCAUUACAACUGUAACUUACUGAUGUUUGCAUCAGAAGAAUAACCAGAGACCAUUCCUUUAUGAAAGGAAAUACUGGACAUUAUACUUCUUUCUAGGAUGUCACCAAACCAUAGAGGUUUCAAUCACGGGGAAUUUCACUAGGAUGCCCUCAAUGAGACCUGAAGCAAGGGGAGAUGUGCAUUAUAGCUUCACAGCUGAAAUAGCUCCUAACUCAUUCACCUAACACACGGUUAUUGAGAUUCCGUUAGGUACCGGGCACUGUGCUAGGUGCUGCGUGUAUAAACAAGCUUAAGGCUUGUUUCUUGCUCCUGAGGAGCUUAUGGAGGGACAGAUAAAGCCAAAGAGGGAUACGUAUGACAGAAGCAAGAAUUACUACUAUCCAGUGUGGUGAGUCCUACAACACGGGCAUGAACAGAACAUGUGGGAGCGCAGAGCAGGGACCAAAUUUGCCUUAGAGAAUCGGAGGAGGCUUCACAGCAGAAAAGACACUGGACUUGGAGCGUCGCAUAGGAGUUCUCCAUUUAAGACAAGACAAUUCUAUUUAUUCUUGGUAUAAGCAGUAGAAAAUCCUGUAUGAAUAAAUACUUAGUUUGUGAAAGCGCUUUCAAGUUAUGGCACAGUGAGGUGUUUUGGAUAAGUACAACGUUUUCUUUCAAUUAAUUUACCCAUUUCCAUGUUUUUGUGGAACACCAGUUACCAUCACCUCCCUGACCACUGGUGACGAUAUGGACGAAUGGUUUGGGGAGAGUGGAAAAAGAAAAUUCCUCCCUAAAUAGACAACUUUCAGCUUACUUUUUUCUAAGAUCAGUCCAUGUGCAAUGUUAGAAAAACCGUUCUCAGAGUCCUUUGCCUGUGUCGCACGUAGCAAAAUCGUGUGUAUAGAAUUCAAUUGAUUUUUGCCGAAUACCCUUUGAAAUGUUACCUCAACGUAAAAUAUUUGUUUUGUAAUAAAGAAAAUAAUA